This is a messenger RNA of Hemibagrus wyckioides, 1886 nucleotides long. Its product is annotated as RING finger protein 122. Lineage: Eukaryota; Metazoa; Chordata; Actinopteri; Siluriformes; Bagridae. The record is from RefSeq and is a predicted model, not a curated record. The coding region runs from base 246 to 653 and encodes 135 amino acids. The transcript is spliced from 6 exons.
UGCAUGACUUGAACACACCGCCAUCACGGCAGCAACGUAAACAGUAGCAUCAGCAGCCGUGUCGUGACCGCAUCCUCCGCCUCCUCUCAUCUACACAUGGAGUCUGGCUAACAAGCACCGGAGACCUUUCGCCGGAGAAUGCCUUAUUUCCAAAGAAAUCGACUGAAAUAUUUAAAAACAGAGGCGCCAUCUUCAUCCAAAUCUUCGACGGACCCUUUCAGAAUGGGCACCUCGAAUUACAGGGGAUGAUCCGCUUCGAGAGCACUAUGCCUGCUGUUGCCUUUCAGGACCUAGUUUUGAAUAUUUACAUAGUCAUCUUCGGCACCGGGAUAUUUGUCUUCAUCUUGAGCCUGAUAUUUUGCUGCUGCUUUAUAAGUAAAUUGCGACAUCAAGCCCAGUCUGAGAGAUUGGCCUACAAGCUGGUUGUAUUGAAGGAUGAGACAAAGCACUUGAAUAUUCAUGGGCAAACAUGCGCUGUGUGUUUAGAGGACUUCAGAAUAAAAGACGAACUUGCAAUGUUGCCAUGCCAACACAGCUUUCACAAAAGGUGUCUGUUAAAGUGGCUGGAGGUGCGCUGUGUGUGUCCCAUGUGCAACAAACCAAUUGGUGCACCUAACAAGCACAUCGGCAGCAUACUGGAUGAACUGGUGUAAAUAACUAGCACAAGCUCGAGUACAAACGCUCCAGUCAACAUCCUGCAGCAGGACGUCUAGAGUCGGAAAGGACCAAGAUCUGCUACAAUACACAACACGUACAACAGGCUGGUAUUCUGGCAAUGGUAGGAUAAAAACAUGUGCCAGUUGAGGUGAGAUUAUGUAAACAAAGCCGAAAUGUAUUACAUUGAAUUGCUAAUUUAUGACUAAAUGUGUCAAUUCAUAGAACAUUGAGAAGUUUUCAGAUUUAUUUUCCUCUCAAAAUGCAUACAGUGCACAGUAAAUACACCUUGAUUUCCUUUUCCAUUAAAUUACAGUUUUUAGUUCCAACAACUUCUAAAUAUAGUGCUAGGAUUCCAGGAAGUAUUAGGUCUGUUUAAAAUAUCCAACUUGAUUUGUAAAAAACUAAUUCUUGUGCUGUUCCUGCUGCCUGUGGGACAUAUGAAAAUAAAUAAAAAAUAAAAAAAAUGCAGCAGCACCGUUUUGAAAAAUCAAUUAUAUAACCACCACGUUGGGCCUAGAAAUUUCUAAGGAAUGAUAUUCUAUGGUUUGAAAAGCUUGAUGCUUGAAUAAACAAAACAUUUGACAUCUUGGAGGCAAUCAUAAUAAAACAAAACAGAUCAAAAGGUUUCUUGUUCCACCUUUAAUAUUUUUGUUAAAUGUUCUAUUUAUGACAUCACUGUAUUUUUUGUAACAAGUGUUUCAAUAAUAGGAAUGAGGAAAUUAAAGGAAGAGAAAGGAAUGCACGAGACUGAAGCUAGGUGUCGAGUGGAAGCAGUAUUUAAAGUUGGCCACAGUUACUGAUGACGACCUUGGCAGUGCACUUGCCGGAAUCAUGUCCCCUGGCUUCAAUAGCCCUGACGACGUUUAUGCCCUCAACCACGCUUCCGAACACAACGUGCUUGCCAUCCAGCCUGUGCAGAGGGAAGAGGGAGAGCAUGAGCAUGACACUUGGCUGUUGGGUUACAUAUUGAUCGUCCACUUUAAAUUGGAACACUGGUACACUUAUUUACUCAAUCACAUGACAGCAGCUCAUGAGCUUCGUGCAAGGCAGUCUGGUUUAAGGAUUUUAAAAGGUACUGAAACCGGGCAUUUUAAAUUCACACCAUGAACCCCUAUCCACUAAGGCUACAGCACCUCAACUGCAGUGAACAGAAAUACAUUAAUACGAAAGCUACACUAGUCACAGACUGACUGAAACUGAAGAGGAGAGGAAAAAAAAUUAAAUAAAAA